AACAACAUUAGUUUGGACUCUAAAAUCGAUUAAAUAUAUGUAUAAAAUCGCUUCAUACAUGAUUUUCUGGACUGUUCAAUAAAAAAUAAGUUGAUAGAAAAAUAUUUUUAUUGUUUAAAUAUGCAACGAUCAUUUUCUAUUGUGAACGAUGAAGACUUGGAUGAAGACGAGCAACCAAAUGAAGUCCAGCCAUUCGACCUGAAGUCCGAAUUUUCAGACUCCGAGCCGGAAAAUUCGAAAGACUUGAGUCACAUUAGUCCUAAGAAACUGCCACCUCAGCCUCUGGACCCGAAAACCCUCUUGAAUAGUAGAAAACCAGAGGCUUUGCCAAGGAGAAAAUCCGCUUCAUCUUCUAACAGAAGACUAGGAAUUAAUCGCGGCAAGACUUCGAAUGCCAGCGAUAGCGAGGACAGUGGAAAUGAGGAACAAGAGAAAAAAAAUCCUGGGGAAUAUGAUCCAGCGCAAUUCGCCAAUUUGCAAGUUCAAUCCGAAGUUGCAGAGCUUUUUGAGUAUAUCGUAAGGUACAGUCCUGCGAAGGUGGCCACUGAAUACAAAUUUAAGCCUUUUAUACCGGAAUUUUUGCCGGCAGUGGGCGAUAUUGAUGCUUUUCUUAAAGUCAUUCCUCCAGAUACCACUCCUAGUGGAGAAGUUUUUGAUGAGAAUGUAUUGCAACUGGGCCUCGUAGUGCUGGAUGAGCCAGCCUCAAACCAGAGCGACCCUGCUUUGCUACAUUUACAGCUCAGAGCUAAAAAUGAUAGUCUGAUGACCAGCAGUGAGCAAAAGCAUAUAGUAGUGAAAAAGAUUAGCAACGUUGAGAAAAAUUCCAAAGUGAUUGAAAAGUGGAUUAAAGAUGUAUCGCAUCUGCAUAAGAGUAAAUGCUCUCCAGUAGUCCGAUAUUCUCAACCUAUGCCGGAUAUUGAUGAUCUGAUGCAACAAUGGCCAGAGGAUUUGGAACGGAAAUUUAAAGAAGCUGGCUUUCCGCGCCCCAACGAAGACCAACCACUAUCAAGCUACGUUGAUACUGUUUGUAACUAUUUCCAAAUUCCCAAAGCAAAAAACAAGAUUCAGUCCAUGCAUUUAUUAUUCUGCUUGUAUACUGCCAUGAAGCAAACUCAACUUUAUCAAGCUCAAUAUACAGUGGGAUUGGAAAAAGCUGAGGAAAUUGAAGAUAGGAACGUUACGGAUCAUACGGAUCAAUUGGUGUUAGACUAGGUGUUCAAAAAAGGAUAUACAUAUAAAGAACCUUGAGCCCGGACUAUCUAGAAUCUAGAAAUUUGGAAAUUUCCGUACCGAUACUUGCUUUUCUUGAAGAUAAGAAUGAUAAUGUCAAACGUACGCCAUCCAAUGAGUGUGGUAUCUUCGUCUAAUAUGUGCAAAAUGAGAGAGCUAUACCUAGCCAGGCCUUGCAGUUUAUCGCCCAACGACUAUUCAUUUAGACAGCCAUGGUGACCAAUACAACAUACAUUUUAUAACAGCUCCAAUUUCCACUUGCGCCAUAUUUGUCACCUUCGAAGGUUCCCUCAGAAGCAAGAUAACAUUUGGAAAAUUAAUCAGCUAUUAGUAUCAUUGCCUAUGUUCAGAAUUUUGAAAAUUCGACAUUAUUUAAACAAUUUACGGUUGGCAACAUGGCGACGCCAAGUACUCGGGAAUCAUGGGUAAAUCAUGAACGUCCCUUGACAAAUGACCAUUGUUACGCAUUUUCGCAAAAAACAAACAUUGUGAGACUGCUUUAAGGCAAAUUUGUGUCCCAUGUGACGAAGGAAACUCUUUAGUGGAUUGCAGUUCAUUUGGAGUGCAAGCUAGUGCGUGAUGUUUUGAUUUACAAACAGAAAUAAAGCAAACUUUAUCAGGUA
Molecule: messenger RNA, 1853 nt
Organism: Dendroctonus ponderosae (mountain pine beetle)
Lineage: Eukaryota; Metazoa; Arthropoda; Insecta; Coleoptera; Curculionidae
Product: intraflagellar transport protein 46 homolog
Exons: 7
Coding region: 121-1212 (363 amino acids)
Biological process (GO): cilium assembly; intraciliary transport
Cellular component (GO): intraciliary transport particle B; motile cilium; centrosome
Source: RefSeq, a predicted model, not a curated record